GAGAGGAAGAGGGACGGGGGCAGAUGAAGGAAAGAAGGAUUAUCCCCUUUCCGUAUGACUGAUUCGCCGACCGGAACCUCUCGGCCAAGAAUGUUGAUACAGGGUUCUCUGGAGCGGAUGGGCAUCAUAAUGAAGUGUAUAAUUUUCAAGGCAGAACACAAGACUGUGCUUGCCACUACCACCACAAGAAAAUUUCCUGCCACCUCUGCUCUCAUGGUCUUGUUUCAGACCAAGAAUGUUGAUACGGGUCCUUUAGAGCAGAUGGGCAUCGUAAUGAAGAGCGUAAUUUUCAAGGCAGAGCACAAGACUGUGUUUGCCACUACCCCCGCAAGGAAAUUUUCUGCCACCUUUUUGCUCUCAUGGUCCUGCAGGGCAUGCAAGUGUGGAUAGCAGAUCUAAGCGCCUAAGGGUUCCCUCCUGUCAAAGAAUCCUGAUCAUCUCCUUAAACAGAUGUCUGUAGAAAGGUAGGUGCAUGUGUUUUGUUGUGAAAAUAUGGUCAACAGAUUUGAGGGGUGGUUAAGUUGUAGAGAAGGGUGUGAGCAAGGGUUCAUGAAGAAAGCAUGGGAAAGAAUCCUGGAGCAUUACGUGUCAGUUUUUCUGUUUUCUUUUUUUUUGUGUGUAAAAGCAUCUAUUUCUCUCUCUUCUUAGAAAUGUAUUGAUUUUCUUAGUGACAUAUAUUAGUUUGUGAUUUAAAUAUUCUAUUUUUUUA
Molecule: messenger RNA, 709 nt
Organism: Phoenix dactylifera (date palm)
Lineage: Eukaryota; Viridiplantae; Streptophyta; Magnoliopsida; Arecales; Arecaceae
Source: RefSeq, a predicted model, not a curated record